GCUCCUCGUACCAUAAGGAGGGCCCUCGCGUGUUUCUUCGUCUCAUCCCAGCAGGAUGGAGUCCAUAGGCGCGUGUGGUAAUUCCGUUUGAUCCUCGCGAAGAAAACAAUAACCGUGGUAGUACGAUAGAAACUAAGAAUGGCGAAUACAGCCCAUCUCGUCCGCCGGCAAAGCUCUCGCGACUUAAAGCCCCAAAAAAGCGUGGACAAACUCGAAAUGAAAGAAAUGAGGGGCAGACUGGUGGCGGAGAGCAGGAAGAAUGUCACCACUGUCAAUUAUGGUGCCACGAACGCAGCCUUUGAAGACUCUAGUCCUAACAUGAAGAAGAAAACGGGAAACGGGGGUGAGACUAGUAAGCUCGGCAGUGACGAAGGGAAAACAAUUUUCCGACCGGAAGCAGGGGAGGACGAACGGGAAAAUUGGGACAGUAAGCUUACUUUUCUAUUGGCGACCGUCGGAUACGCCGUGGGCCUGGGAAAUGUGUGGAGAUUUCCAUAUCUUGCUCAAAAGAAUGGCGGAGGUGCAUUUUUAAUUCCGUACUUCGUGAUGCUGGCAAUCGAGGGUAUUCCCAUAUUUUAUUUGGAACUGGCAAUUGGCCAGAGAUUACGAAAGGGUGCUAUCGGUGUGUGGAAUCAGGUUUCUCCAUAUAUGGGUGGUAUAGGACUAAGUAGUGCCGUAGUUUCCUUCAACGUAGCUCUAUAUUACAACACUAUUAUCGCUUGGUGCCUCUUUUACUUCGUUCAAAGUUUUCAAUCGCAGCUACCGUGGGCAGAGUGCCCCAACGUAUACUUUCAAAAUGGAUCGUAUUCGUCAGAGCCAGAGUGCGUGGUCAGUAGUCCCACUCAAUACUUCUGGUAUCGAACAACAUUGAUGAUCUCCAAAGACAUCGAUACUCCAGAAGCGUUCAAUUGGAAGAUUGCCUUGGCACUGGUGAUCGCGUGGAUUCUCGUUUACAUGUGCAUGAUCAAGGGAAUCGCGUCUUCAGGGAAGGUCGUGUACGUGACUGCCACAUUUCCGUAUAUCGUUCUGAUCAUUUUCUUCUUCCGCGGCGUCACUUUGAAGGGAAUGUCCGACGGUCUACGUCAUCUGUUCACUCCAAAGUGGUGGAAAUUAACGGAUCCAGUGGUGUGGUUGGAAGCGGGCACACAAAUAUUUUUUUCCCUCGGUCUGGCAUUCGGUGGUCUGAUAGCGUUCUCCUCAUACAACCCCGUAAACAACAACUGUUACAGAGACGCUAUCAUGGUCAGUUUCACAAACUGCUUCACUUCGAUGUUCGCGGGGAUAGUCGUAUUCUCUAUCAUCGGAUUUAAAGCCACCAUGGUCUACGAACAGUGCCUGUCGGACAGGAACGCCACGCUCAUCAACAUUUUCGGACACUUGGACAAAAUACCGAUGGAAAUACCAGCCAGUGGUACGCUUCUGAACGUCACGACAGGAAACGGAACGUUGGACAAUUUAAUCAUGCCAGAGCUGCCUGAAUGCGAUCUCGAAAAAGAAUUGGACAACUCAGCGUCGGGGACAGGCUUGGCGUUCAUUAUAUUCACGGAAGCAAUCAAUCAAUUUCCCGGAGCUCAAUUCUGGUCCAUACUGUUCUUCCUUAUGUUGUUCACGUUGGGCAUCGAUUCCCAAUUCGGUACCCUCGAGGGCGUUGUUACGAGUAUCGUGGACAUGAAACUGUUCCCGAACUUGCGAAAAGAAAUACUCACAGGCGGAAUUUGUUUGCUCUGUUGCGCUAUAUCGAUGGCGUUCGCUCACGGUGCUGGUAGCUACGUCUUCGUGCUGUUCGACAACUUCAGCGGAAACUUUCCUCUGCUGAUCAUCGCCUUCUUCGAGUGCAUCGCGGUAUCGUACGUGUACGGUCUGAAGAGAUUCGCCGAUGAUAUCGAACUGAUGACUGGCAACCGUCCAGGCCUUUAUUGGCUAAUUUGUUGGAAGUAUCUCAGCCCGCUGGCUAUGCUGAGUAUUUUAAUUGCCUCUGUCGUGGAGAUCAUAGUCGACGGAAGUGGUUAUCCAGCUUGGAUCGCCAGCAAGGGCGUCACGGAGAGACAGGAAUGGCCAACGUGGUCCUUGGUUCUCAUCGGUGUUCUCAUUCUUGCAUCCGUUCUUUGGAUCCCAACCGUUGCUAUCUGCAGACUGUUUGGAAUACUGAUAAUCGAGGAUAACGAGAAAGCCUGGUUCCCAGCGGCCGAUUUAAAAGAAUUUCACGGCAUCGUGCCCCACGAAGUUACACCCGCCGAGACUUUAUUAUUUUGUAUAAGAAGCGAUGGCUCGGAGGGACUCUGUUGCCCGACCGGCGGUCCCAGCGACGACGACGACGAUGAUCUCACCUAGGAAUGGUCAUCGUCGAUCACGUCGUAAUAAUAUGUGUUUAAGUGGUUCACAGACCGAACAGCAUUUUUCUUUUUAUUCGAUAUCAGGCGUUCAAUUCGAACGCGACUAGACUUUUCAUUGGGGUUUAAAUCCGACACUCGACGCUCAUUACUUCGCUUUUGUUGGAUGCUGCAAUGAUACAUCAGGUCAAUUACCCUCGAGACGUUUAUUCGAUAUACAGUUUCAUCGUAGCAUUGCCAAAUUCGUUCGUAAAUGAUUAUUUUUUAAAUAGAAAAUACAUUUUAGAGAAAGUGAGAGGUUACCGAUUGCUUUUCAGUUUUAUGAGUGAUUUUCUGCUGCUUCACGAGUCUCUGAAUCAUUUGACGACGCGUACAUAUGUCAAUAUUAACUAAAGAAGAUCGUAAACGGAGACGUUGAACGUUUACAUGCGUUUCCGGCGAAUUAAAUAACUCCCAAUGAAACGUGCAGGAACGAACGAGACGGAUAGAAAUAAAUAAGAAAUUGGAAGUUCUAUCUAUACGAAAAUGCAUUAUGUGUGUUUUCAAGUUAAACUUGCAGUUUCUUCGCUUGCGUGAAUGUAUACGGUACAUCUCGAGUUCGUCGAAUACCACUCUCUGAUUUUAUUUUCGUUUCGACUGCAUUGUAUAAAGAAAUUUUAUAUAUCUGAAAGAGAAAAAUAUAAAAUUAUUUAAGUUUCACAAGAUAGUCCAGUGAAGAACAGGUAACGAAGGAAAAUUUGUUUUGCAUAUCGAACGCUAGAUGUAUCGUGUACGUAUAAACUAUUUAACGCGUAACGCGUCAUCUUAGCAUUUGCAAUGCGUGUUCGUAAAACGUUGCGACAGAUCGCGAAUCGUAAGAAAAAAAAAAAAUAAAAUAGGAUAACGUUAAAAUUAGAAACGAGACACUUUUACCGCUUAGCGAUCGCAGAUAAUGUGAGAUACGUAUAAGAUUUAGCGUAGGAGCCGUCCAAUGGGCGUGAGAAAAAAAAAAGGACGUUCCCGAAUCGUUAUAUUUAUUUUCGAUCUGGUAAGACACUGUGCUACUUCGUUGAUUGAUUCUCCGGACGCUUUCGAUUGGUACAAAUUUCUGUAAAAAAAUUUUUAACGAUCACAACCGGUCGUGAAUCAUAUCAAGAUCCCUUUUUCAAGGGUUUUAGUAUUUAGCAGACUUCUAACGUUUCACCGAUUACUUGUUUGACGAAACUUUGUUCUUUGUAAACGAUAGUGGAAAAAAAAUUGGUUCGAAUUCAAGUUCGAUGGAAAACCGCGCGAACUGUUUCCGGUAUCGAGUGAUCGUGUCACGAAAAAGCACUCGAUUGGCAGAGAGAAUUGAUCAAGCACACGAUCGGUAGAUUCGUCGUGUCGAAUGUAAUACACGCUGGCGAUCGAAGGGAAAGAUGAGACGAACGCAUAUCAAAAAAAACGAUAUAUCAAACGUGUAAAUUUAUUUGGAAAUUAAUAGCGUCUGCUCGUCGGUUUCGUAGACGAGCGUAUCUAAUCUAUAAGGCGAAUAAGAAAUUUCUUAAGUGCUCGGGGAUCGAGUAAACGCGACAAUAAUAAUAAAAAAAAAAAAAAAGAAUCAAUUCAUUGGAAUUAAUUAACGAGGAAUUCGACAAUAAGAUCAACGUUUGCACUGCACUUCUUGCACAUUCACCGAGGCCUAUGGUAAUCGAGAGC
Colletes gigas is the source of this 4007-nucleotide messenger RNA. RefSeq names its product sodium-dependent neutral amino acid transporter B(0)AT3. The transcript has 14 exons. The record is from RefSeq and is a predicted model, not a curated record. Gene Ontology annotation, biological process: sodium ion transmembrane transport. Lineage: Eukaryota; Metazoa; Arthropoda; Insecta; Hymenoptera; Colletidae. Bases 139 to 2331 code for a protein of 730 amino acids. Gene Ontology annotation, cellular component: membrane.